Molecule: messenger RNA, 602 nt
Organism: Schizophyllum commune H4-8
Lineage: Eukaryota; Fungi; Basidiomycota; Agaricomycetes; Agaricales; Schizophyllaceae
Exons: 1
Source: RefSeq, a predicted model, not a curated record
AACGGUACCUUUUUCAGAUUUUUCCCUUUGCGCACAGGAAAAAUACGAAGACACGAAACGAGCUUUGAGGGACCCUAUUCUCGCCGAUUGCCCGCUCUUGGAGCGCGGUCGGCACCACCUUCGCGCCGUAUAUCACCUUCCAUAUCCACGCCCGUCAUCCUCGGCACGAAAUCUGGCCUCCAGGCCCUCGCGAAAUUCAUCGGCACCUCGAACGCACUCGCCAAGUCCGCCCCGGAGCCCAACAAACAGCCCCCAUAGUCGUGCCCAUUGCUGCAGGACCCCUGACAAUACGGUUAUAUUCCAGAUACAAAUCCGGACAAGAACGGCUCAAAAUCGGGCGCUCGCCCAGAUACAAGUCCGGACGGAAACCGCUCAGAGGGGUCCACAGGCAGAUUCUGGUCCAGACAGAAUUGUUGGGCGGCGGGUGACACCACACAUGUUGACGCGCCAGCCUCAUUAUGCCGCGGUGGUCUAAUGGAAUCGCGCGGCACGAAGUGAAUAUGUGUACGAGUUCGAACGCGGCGAGCGCGUCGCGUUUUGGACUUUUGCGUGGGGAAAUGGUCUUUGACCGCAUUCUCGCUGAGCAAACCUGUUUGAGUGCG